Molecule: messenger RNA, 1627 nt
Organism: Tripterygium wilfordii
Lineage: Eukaryota; Viridiplantae; Streptophyta; Magnoliopsida; Celastrales; Celastraceae
Exons: 2
Coding region: 12-1223 (403 amino acids)
Biological process (GO): regulation of DNA-templated transcription; chloroplast organization
Cellular component (GO): chloroplast
Molecular function (GO): double-stranded DNA binding
Source: RefSeq, a predicted model, not a curated record
UCUCUUCGAAAAUGGCGAAUUUUUGCUUAAGAAAUUUGUUUUGUUUGAUCCAGAAACGUUUAAUCAAAACAUCUCCAGCACUGUCUCCUCGUUCACCCCUCCCAUUCACGGUUCAAUUUCUCGUUAACUCAUGCGGGUUUCCCUUAGAAUCUGCCAUUUCAGUCUCUCAAAAGAUCCAACUCAACAAGACGAAGCCACAGAAACCUAAAUCCGUGGUCAGUUUUUUAAAAUCUCAAGGAUUAGAUGAUACCCAGCUUUUCAAAUUAAUCAAGAAGCAGCCCAGAAUUCUUCAUUGCGAAGUGGACAGCAAUCUCAAGCCAAAGUUGGAGUUUUUAGCCAAGAAGGGCUUCACAGGUGCGCCUCUGCUAUACUUAGUUGCUGGACUGAGAGAUAAAUCAUUAAAUUCUCAAAUAGAACCCCAUUUUGAGUAUUUGAGGUCAUUACUUGGGACCAAUGCGGAUGUUGUGGCUGCUGUUAUGCGCUACGAACGACUGUUAACAUAUAACGUUAAGGUCACGCUGCAAUCAAAUAUUGACUUGUUCAUCAAUGAGGGUGUACCCAUUAGCAGUAUAAGGAAAUCGACAAUCUUGAAGCCAAGAGUUAUGAUUCAGAGCACCAAUGAGAUGACGAUUCAUGCAGUGAAAAGUGUUAAAAAUUUGGGUCUUGAUACAAAGGGUCCUAUGUUUAUGUAUGCUUUUCGCGUCAUGGUAUCGUUGAGUGAGGAGACCUGGAAGAAGAAAGUGGAUGUAUUUAAGAGUUUGGGGUGGACUGAAGAGCAGAUCUUGUCAGCUUUCAAGCGACAUCCUAGUUGCUUUGCUUCCUCUGAAGACAAAAUCAGGAAUACAGCGGGUUUUUGUGUGAACACUAUGAAAUUGAAACCGGAGAUUUUAGUUCAGGACCCCGGCCUUCUUAGCCUCGGCAUUGAUACAAGACUUCGACCGAGGCAUUAUGUUUUCGAGGUUUUCCAAUCAAAGAACCUGCUUAAGAGGAAUUGCAAAAUCCAAUGGUUUGUGAAAAUGAGUGAGAGAAAUUUCAUGGAGAAAUAUAUUCUUCCACUUAAGGAGGAAGUCCCAAAUUUACUGGACAUGUAUAGUGCUUUGAAAGUGAAGAAGGAAAUGUUGGUUGUUAAAGAGAAUUAUUCUUCAAAGCCAUUUGACUCAGCAAGAAUGACUCGGCACGAGAGCAUCUGUUUGUUAAGAUCUGACCAGCUCUUUAGCAUGUAAUGUAUCUUCUGAAUCCUGAUGAAUGAUGAUUUAUAUAAUUGAUUUAUCUCAUAUUGUGAUUAGAUCCUUUAACCGGGGUUAGAACUUGUUUCUAAAGAACGGUUGUUUCAACAAAAGAUAUGUCAUUUUUGAAUUUGUCAAGCAUAACAAUUAAGGUUCAGUUAUUCUUGCACAUUAUUUCUUACGAUCUUAGCUGUGAAUCUAUCUAAGCUGUUGACUGAAGUUUUGAAUAUCUCAGAGAGGUUGUGAGAGGAGGAAUCAUAGCUGCAAAGUGCUUUUGACAAUGGGAGGCGGAUUACAGACUCUAUUGACCACCAACAGAAGGGUGGAUUUGAGAUUGUAGCUUGGUGUGUCUUUGUUGUAGUUUAUGAAUUAGACAUUAAGAAGGGUGUAUAACGAAUGAA